GCCUACCCUAGGUUUUGGGAGAGUUCUCCAGAAAGCGUAAAGAAGGGUGUAAAAGAGCGCUGAUGGAGAAGAGUGUCGAUCGCUCGCAGCACGAGGAGCCUUAUUUUCAACUGCUGGGAGUAAUUAAUAAUUCAAAAAAACGCCACCAGCAUCUAAUUCCCUCUGCAAGCCAGUCCUCCCAGCGAAAUCUAACUGGUGUGUAUCUGUAAAAAUGCAUGGCUAAUUUAUCAGCAAGCUUUGAAGAAAAGCCCGAAUCUGCAACAACCCGCUGCGCUGAGGAAGGAGCCCGGAACACCGACAGCCCGGAACACCUGUCGAAACUGUGGGCGUGCCUACGGUCACAGCGGUCGUAGCUUCUGCUCACAGGUGCAGGGGGAAGGGCGUCUACUCCACCGUCGCGCAGCCGGAACAUUCAGCGAUGUUUAGUCUUGGCACAGUUAUGCUUUUGUGGGAUGAAGUGCUACAAAAUCUGGAAGCGACAGAAACAGAGGGACAUAAAAACUCCAGAACAAGCAGAACAUCGCGCCUCUUUGCCUAAGCGUGUUCAUCGGGACAACCGUAUCGUGCGCUGUGCAAAUGUCAGCUCACAGUUGCGCGUCGGCACCAAACCGGAGACGAUUACACAACCCAAUUAUAUUCGUCCACAUUUCCGUUUUCUUCUUACGUAUUUUCUUCAGAGUUUUGUCUUUUGGGACUGACUUGUGAGAUUGCACCUGGCGAAAGGACAAUCGCGUGGAAAUAACGGAAUUGUGUUGGACGAUUGUACUUCUGAGUCAGCCGGUCGGGCGAGAGAACAGACUGCAUGUCGGGCGAUGGAGAUGCUGACUUCUUGGAAACUUAGCGCCUUGCUGUCAUUGAUGCUGAUUUGGGCUUUUACAGGUGAUUCCCAACAGGUGGAGAUCCCUCGCAAGGAAAUGGAGGUGAUCCAGGGGCGGACGGUGGUUCUGCAGGCCUGGUACACCCCCACCUCCGAAAUUGAGAAGAACACCAUCAUCUGGAACUUCAUGGCUAACGACUCCAAGCAGGUGAUAUCGUACACGUCGGGCCUGAUCGGACUGGGCAGUCCCGAGUUCAGGAAGCGAGUGGGCUUCUCGCUCUCCAUGCCCUCCACCAACCUGUCCAUCUUCAUCAACAGCACGCAGGAGUCUGACUCCGGCCGCUACCUCUGCAACGUCAUCAUCCCGGGAGCGCCCGGACUGUCCGGGGAACUGCGACUCAGCGUGAAGGUUCCGCCGUCGGUCCCCGUGUGUGAGAUGGCGGGAAAGCCGGUCCUUAAAGGGAACGUGACGCUCAGCUGCCGGUCCAACUCCGGCAAACCCACUCCUCAGUACAAGUGGACCAAGAGUGCGCCCGUGUCUGAGGUGUUCUUCUCCCCCAUGCAGAAUGAGAAGCUGGGUACCUUGCGUCUCAGUAACCUCACAAGGAACAUGUCGGGGAAGUAUGUCUGCCGGGCCAGCAACACAGCUGGCUCAGAGAGCUGCUACAUCAACCUGGAGGUCUCCACAUCCACCAACGCUGGCGUGAUCGCCGGGGCAACAGUGGGCUCUGUGGUGGGCCUCGUGGCCAUCGUGCUUUUCCUGGUCUUCAUCCUGAGGAGGAGGAGGAAGGACACGGAGGAGGACUUGUCCAACGACAUCAAAGAGGACGCACAAGCUCCCAAACGGGUAUCAUGGGCGAAGAGCGGCACAGGCUCCGACAUCAUCUCCAAAAAUGGCACCCUGUCCUCCAUCCCACCUCCACGGGACCUCCACCACCACCACCACCUCCACCAGCAGGAGGAGCAACCGCAACACAACCACUUCCACCCCCACCACCCGGCCUCCGACACCGCCUCCAUCACCACGGCGACGGGGAGCACCACCACGGGCUUCCACCUCCAGCCGGCCCAGCCCAACCCCCUGCUGGGACUCCCCGGGUACAACGGCCCCCGCUCCACGUCGCGGGGGUCCCUCAGCCCCAACAACAGCAGCCUUCACAGGACCGAGGGGCCCCAGGCCCACCGGCACAAGGUCCCCAUUCCCGUCGGGGUCACCGCGUCCAAUCUGUCCCGUAUGGGGGCGGUGCCCGUCAUGGUGCCCGCCCAGAACCAGGCCGGCUCUCUGGUGUAG
This is a messenger RNA of Conger conger (European conger), 2108 nucleotides long. It is a transcript of the gene esamb, whose product is annotated as endothelial cell adhesion molecule b. Gene Ontology annotation, cellular component: plasma membrane; adherens junction. Lineage: Eukaryota; Metazoa; Chordata; Actinopteri; Anguilliformes; Congridae. Gene Ontology annotation, molecular function: cell-cell adhesion mediator activity. Bases 813 to 2108 code for a protein of 431 amino acids. The transcript is spliced from 8 exons. The record is from RefSeq and is a predicted model, not a curated record. Gene Ontology annotation, biological process: homophilic cell-cell adhesion.